UUGCCUUUUCUUCUCCAUUUUCAUCCUCAAUUCCAAUUUUCUAGGCAUAUGGAAGAUGAAUAUGCAAAACUUAUCAGGAGGAUGAAUCCACCAAGAGUUAAAAUCGACAACAGCUCUUCCCCAGAUGCAACGGUUAUCCAGGUUGAAAGUGUGAACAAGCAUGGUAUUCUACUGGAAGUCGUUCAACUUCUUGCCGAUUUAAACCUCAUCAUCAAAAAAGCCUAUAUCUCAUCCGAUGGAGGCUGGUUCAUGGAUGUGUUUAAUGUCAUUUGCCAAGAUGGAAUCAAAAUUAGAGAUGAAGGGAUGAUCCAUUAUAUAACAAAGGUGCUUGAAAAUGAUGCAUUUUAUGUUCCAUCACUGAAUGGUUCAGUUGGAUUGAAGCCUUCUGAAGAUUACACAGCAAUCGAACUAGCUGGAACAGAUAGACCUGGUUUAUUAUCUGAAGUGUCUGCAGUUCUGACGCAUCUUGGAUGUAACGUGGUCAAUGCUGAAAUAUGGACCCACAAUGCUCGAGCUGCGGCCGUUGUCCAUGUCACAGAUGAUAAGACCAGAUAUGCAGUGGAAGAUCCAAAGAGGCUCUCGACUAUACAAAAACUGCUUUCUAAUGUUCUUAAGGGAAACAAUGACUUGAAGGCUGCAAAAAUGACACCUGGUUUCACCCACAGACAGAGAAGAUUGCAUCAAAUCAUGUUUGCUGAGCGGGACUACGAAAAGUCAGAAGAAGAAGAAGAAGAAGCAGAAGAAGAAAAGGAAGAUGGAUCAAGGCCACAGGUUACUGUUUUGGAUUGUGCUGAGAAGGGUUACACGGUUAUUACUAUGCGGUGUAGGGAUCGGCCAAAGCUGUUGUUUGAUAUUAUCUGCACGCUAACUGACAUGCAAUAUGUAGUGUUCCAUGGAGUGGUCCACACAGGGGAGAUGGAAGCUUAUCAGGAAUAUUACAUUCGACAUGUUGAUGGGACUGCAUUAAGCUCAGAGGCAGAGCGAGAGCGUGUUAUGCAAUGUCUGGAAGCUGCAAUUGAGAGGAGGACAUCUGAAGAGGCAGUAGAGCUAGAAUUGUGCACAGAAGACCGUGUUGGACUUCUUUCUGAUAUAACCAGGAUUUUUAGGGAAAAUAGUUUAUGUAUAAAAAGAGCAGAGAUUACAACUGAAGGUGGAAAAGCGAAGGACAAGUUUUAUGUGACGGACAUGACGGGUAAUGGCCCUGUGGACCCGAAGACUAUAGAUUCGAUCCGAAGAGAAAUGGGGCAACACACAACGCUGGAUGUUAGAUGGAAGUGUAGUGAAUUAGCAAAGCCGCCAGCUGAAGAAACAAGAAUGAGCUUUCUGUUUGGAAACUUGUUCAAAUUCCAGACAUUGAAAAUUGUUGGAUCCUACUCCUGAGCAUCAUCUGCAUAUAUAUAUAUAUAUAUAUAUGGUUAAAGAAAGUGGAAAGAGUGUACAUUUUAGAAUUGGGAUGUGGGAUGAAGGAUUGGAGAGGAGACUGUAAAGAGACAGUUAUAGGUUGUGUAAAUAAAAUGGUAAAGUUGGUUGUCAUCUUCUUUUCUUUUUCGGUAUGUACAUAAAACAUGAAUAUGAUGCAGAUUUUAC
Cynara cardunculus var. scolymus (artichoke) is the source of this 1587-nucleotide messenger RNA. Its product is annotated as ACT domain-containing protein ACR6. Bases 49 to 1380 code for a protein of 443 amino acids. The record is from RefSeq and is a predicted model, not a curated record. The transcript is spliced from 7 exons. NCBI's taxonomy places the organism in Eukaryota, Viridiplantae, Streptophyta, Magnoliopsida, Asterales, Asteraceae.